Molecule: messenger RNA, 1677 nt
Organism: Schizosaccharomyces osmophilus
Lineage: Eukaryota; Fungi; Ascomycota; Schizosaccharomycetes; Schizosaccharomycetales; Schizosaccharomycetaceae
Product: ABC1 kinase family protein, implicted in mitochondrial ergosterol and phospholipid homeostasis
Exons: 3
Coding region: 1-1677 (558 amino acids)
Biological process (GO): mitochondrion organization; lipid homeostasis
Cellular component (GO): mitochondrial inner membrane
Source: RefSeq, a predicted model, not a curated record
AUGUUUUCUAGGUUUUUUUGGCCAAGAAUUUUCAAUUCUUUUCGGAAUUCUUCAAAAAAGGAUAUACCAAAACUUUUCAGAGCGCCUGAUGCCAAAAAAAAUGAAAACUUCAGAAAGCCAGUAUUUGUAGGGGCAGGGAUCACAUUGAUGGCCUCUGUGUCCUUAGUGGAUUUUGAUCCAAUAAAAAAUGCAAGUGUCUCUUCGAAAAGAGCCUACAGAGUAGUAUUAGCUGGUUUCCUUUGCUUUUCAGAUUACAAAAAGAUUCUUUCAAGUUCAUACAUAACGGAAGAGGAACGACAAACAGCGCUCAGCGAAUGCCAUCUGCGGUGCGCUGAACGAUCUCUAAAGGUAUUUGAAGAUAAUGGUGGGAUCUUUAUUAAAAUCGGACAACACUUGUCUGCAAUGAACUACAUUAUCCCAAAGGAAUGGACUAGUACGAUGGUCAAACUUCAAGAUCGAUGUCCUUCCACAUCCAUUGAAGAUGUCGAUCGACUGUUCAAGGAAGAUACAGGAAGUAGCCUAAACGAGCUCUUUGAUGAGUUUAUUCCGGAGCCUCUAGGCGUGGCUAGUUUGGCUCAAGUUCACAAAGGAAAACUCCGUAAUUCAGAUACCUGGGUCGCAGUCAAAAUUCAGCAUCCCUCAGUAACUCAAAAUUCACCAGUUGACCUAAUAAUGACUCGUUGGGUGUUUAGGGCAAUCAAGACUUUCUUUCCCGAUUUUAAAUUGACGUGGCUUGCCGAUGAAAUGGAAGUUUCGCUUCCUCAAGAGCUGGAUUUUACCAGGGAAGCCAUAAACGCUAUCGAGACUAAAGAACAUUUCGCUCAAAUCUCUACAUCCCUUUACGUACCCGCGAUUAUCUGGUCAAAACCUAGAAUCUUGGUGAUGGAAUAUGUUUCAGGAGGCCGCAUAGAUAAUAGCGAAUAUUUCAAACGAAACCAUAUUUCGAAAGACCUUGUUUCUACUGAAUUAUGCCACAUCUUUAAUGAAAUGAUAUUCGGAAAAGGUGGCCAUUUACAUUGUGAUCCUCAUGGUGGAAACGUAUUUAUUCGAAACAAGCCCAAGGGGUCCAAGUCGCCGAGAAACUUUGAAAUUGUAUUACUUGACCAUGGACUAUAUCGAAAUAUUCCAAAUCAAGUACAAGUAGACUACGCUAAUCUUUGGCUGAACAUCAUCGAUUUCAAUGAAGAAAAACUCAAAGUUUACGCCCAAAAAAUAGCAAACGUAUCUGAAAAAAGCUUUCCUUUAUUCGCAGCUGCGAUUACAGGACGACCUUACAAAAGCUUAAAAAGUUUACCCAUGAGCGGGAGAGACAGAGAAGAGGAACAAAAAAAGUUUAUGAAUACCGUCCAGAAAGGAGGUAUGCUUCAAAGCGUUAUUAAUUUAUUAAGCAGUAUGCCUCGAUUAACCCUUCUGUUAAUGAAAACAAAUGACUUGGUUCGCUCAUUAGAUGAAAGUCUACAGACUCACACUGGUUCUGAAAAAAUUUACUUAAUCAUGGCUAGAUACUGUUUAAGCGCAAUCCAUAGGAAUCGCAUGGAAUCGUUAUGGAAUUCACAAUCCCUGUGGCUUACUAAAUUUUUUAAAAGUUCACUAUACAAAAUUGAAUAUUCUUGGAGCAUGUUAAGGUUUUACCUAGCUGAAGACUAUUUUUAUUACAAGCAUAAAUACUUCUAUUGA